GGAGACUCAUGAGUUGCUGAGCGUUGCGCGGCUCCUCACUGCCGUAACACCGGAUACCGCGACAGCUCUUGCAGCGGAAUUCUUUCGCACAACCGCGUUCGUAGCUUUGGCUCGCAGAGCGCAGAAACUCACCUCGGAAAACCUCGCAGCAGUGUUGCUUCCGAGUGCAGCAACUUCUCCCGGAAAACAGGCUGGGAACUUACUUUCCCGAGACGGAC
This is a messenger RNA of Amoebophrya sp. A25, 218 nucleotides long. The record is from the annotation of a GenBank genome assembly. Lineage: Eukaryota; Dinophyceae; Syndiniales; Amoebophryaceae.